AUGCAGCAAACUGAAGAUUCAGAAAUCGAAGAUGAUGAUAAUAAUAACCAUUCGUUGACUGAUAAUUUAAAUCUUAGUCAACUCAUUGAUUUAACUUUACCUGAAUUUGUAUCAACUAAUAAUGCUUUAUUUGAAUCUGCUAUUAAUAGAUUAUCUUCUCAUGAAAGGACUUAUAAUUUAAAAAAUAAAGAUUAUGAUCUAAUUCA
Molecule: messenger RNA, 206 nt
Organism: Racocetra fulgida
Lineage: Eukaryota; Fungi; Glomeromycota; Glomeromycetes; Diversisporales; Gigasporaceae
Source: the annotation of a GenBank genome assembly